AUGGUUCGACAUCACCCGGCGUGAACGACUCUAGGCGGCUAAGCUACAUGUUACCAGGACUCGGCAGCUAACGUUGGGGAUUUAUUUAUUCGUUCACAUUAUCGUCGAGCCAGGCGGGGCCGCCAUGGCUCUUUACGAAUAUGUCACUAAGGAGCAGCUUGCCGGCUUCGACAAAUACAAGUACAGCGCAGUGGACUCGAACCCGCUGUCCGUCUACGUGAUGCAUCCUUUCUGGAACUUCGUGGUGAAGUUUCUACCGACAUGGCUGGCUCCAAACCUCAUCACAUUCACAGGCUUCAUGUUCCUGGUGUUGAACUUCCUCAUGCUGGCCUUCUAUGAUUACGACUUCACAGCCUCUUCUGCAGAUCACGACCACGUGCCCAGCUGGGUCUGGGUCGCCGCGGGGAUCUUCAACUUUUUAGCGUACACACUCGACGGCGUCGAUGGCAAACAGGCGCGCCGCACCAACUCCUCCACACCACUGGGGGAGCUGUUCGAUCACGGGCUAGACAGCUGGGCGUGCAUCUUCUUCGUGGCCACCGUGUACUCCAUAUUCGGCCGGGGGGACAGCGGCGUGAGCGUGGUCGCGCUCUACUACAUCCUGUGGGUGGUGCUGUUCUCCUUCAUCCUGUCUCACUGGGAGAAGUACAACACGGGCAUCCUGUUCCUGCCCUGGGGAUACGACAUCAGCCAGGUGACCAUCUCCGUGGUUUACUUGGUGACGGCGGUGGUCGGCGUGGAGACCUGGUACCAGCCCAUCUUCUGGAACUUCCUGUACAGAGACCUCUUCACCUUCAUGAUCAUCGCCUGCUCCUUCGCUGUGACUUUACCCAUGAGCCUCUACAACGUCCUGAAGGCUCAUCGGAGCAGCACCCUGAAGCACGGCAGCCUGUACGAGGCCUUCCUGCCGUUCCUCUCGCCCUGCCUGCUCUUCGUCCUGUCCACCGUCUGGGUCGUCUCCUCGCCAUCCAAAAUCAUGGACCUGCAGCCGCGCAUCUUCUACCUCAUGGUGGGGACGGCGUUCGCCAACGUCACGUGUAAGCUGAUCGUGUGUCAGAUGAGCAACACUCGCUGCCAGCCGCUCAGCUUCCUGCUGCUGCCCAUGACCGCCGUCGUGCUGCUGGCCCUGACCGGCGUCGCCAUCAACGAGACGCUGCUGCUGUACUUGUGGACGGCGUUCGUCGUGUUGGCGCACAUCCACUACGGAGUGUCAGUGGUGCAGCAGCUCAGCAGCCACUUCAACAUCUUCGCCUUCUCCCUGAAGAAGGCCAGCAGUGACUGACAGGAGGAGGAGGAGCGAAUCGGCCUGACGGCAGCGGAGGUUUAGACGCCCUCGCUCCCCGACUUACCGACACUUCACGUCCAUCACCGCGGAAACCCCCCCCCCCCUCCCCCCCGCCCCCCUCCAUUCAUGAGGACUCUGCAAGUGGAACAGACUAUGGGCCUCUUAUGUGUCGCCUACAGCCCACAAACACACACACACACGUACAUGCGCGCGCGCACACACACACACACAUGCACACAUGCACAUUCCCGGACCAGCUUUCGGACCACGCUCUGGUCUGGUCUCAGCGGCGGGGUGGGCCAAAGGGGCUCCGGCUUCCGUCUCUGGUGAUUGGCUGACCUGGUUGAGCCAAUGAGGCGCAAUUGUUUCCUACGGAAAUGUGCUUCAGUCGUGAGGACAGGAACCCAGACGAGCCAUGCGAAGACGCACGCACGCACACACACUUUUGUACGUCUAUCAUUGUGGGGACGCUCCUGGAUCCACAGUCAAAUCCCCGCAGUCUUAACCCUCAAACAGCGUUUUUAAUCAAGUUCGUCCCCGAGUGAGAACUCACCUGUCCUCACAAGAAUAGAAGUACAAAGUCUCUCUCAUACACACACACACACACACACACACACACACACACACACACACACACACACACACACACACACACACACACACACACGCAUAUUCUGCUUUGUGCAGAUCAUUUCUAUCUCAUGGCGAGUGUUUCAGUACAAACGCAGCCUCGUGUACGAACACACAGUUAUACUCACAUAGUAUUAUGAAUGUAUAAUAAGCCUUGGGGAUUUUGCCAUUUCAGUUUUAUUCCAUUAACAGGAAUGCCUCAAGUAGUGUGAUUACAAACUUGACUAAACCUCUGGACUCUGGUCUUCUCACAGUGUCCAGCGUUCAGCGGUUGACCUCCCCUGUCUCCCCCUUUUUUUUUUUUUUUUUUUUUUUUCCAUCAGAUGAUUUGCGGUUGAAGAAUCUCUGUGACGUAUGUUAAUAUUUCUAUAUUUAUACAUAUAGUGUGUCCGUUGGUGUGUGGGGCUUUUACUUUCCGGCUGGAGUUUGCUCCUGUAACGCUAAAGAUAAAAUAGCCGAUUGGAUUUCUCUUCCUGAUCGGUCCCGAUCAGGGUGGAAUACUAAUAACUAAUGGAAGAAUUGACCAGGGUGACCUUGACUGUCCCUCCACUUUGACCUCUGUCUGAGCACUGGCCUCCCGGCUCUCCUCUCCUCUCCUCUCCUCUCCCGAGGUGUCGUGUUUUCACGCUGAUUCCUAGGUUUUUUUUUUAUUUUUUUUAUCUUUGAGGUUAUUUUAUAUAUGGAUGUGUUUGUGUUUCCGGUGCCACGGCGUCGGCGCCUGGUUCAGCUGCGCAAGUGCUUGAAUGAAGAGUGCGUCCAAAAGCCGUCCUCGGAGCGGACGCACUCUGAGGGAACAAGCCGUCGCGCCAGACUCGGCGAGCCGCCGCCUGGCGCCUCUCUCCUGCUCGCACAGGUUCCUCGCACACCUCCCUAAACACCCGCCUGACGACGCGGGGGCCGCCGCGCCUCCUCUUCUCAAACGAAACGGCUUUCGCAGCGAGGCCGAACGAGGCCUCGUCAGCUUCUGGUUUCUCUGAGCUCGAUUCCCUGUGCCUGGUCGGAACGCAGCCGCGAAUAAGGGAAGAAACGCAGCGCGGAGCGGAGCGGCGAGGACGCUCUUCUGCAUAUCACGCCUCGCUUUUUUUUUUUUUGUAAUCUCCGACAGACUGGAUCAUGAUCGUGAUCGUGAAGGAAAGCUGCAGAAUAGGAAAAGCCUCCGUUCGCUUGGUAUCUGUGUUGGUGUGUGAGUGUGAAUAUGAAUGUGACUGUCCAGCCAGCAGGAAUCAUCUCACUUUACGGUGAACUUUGGGAAGACUUAAUUAACAGCAGCAUAGGAAAUGGAUACAGGUGCGUCUCAAAAAGGUUGUUUAUCAUUGAAAAGUUAACUUUUUCUCCAUCAUGACAAAAGAGAGUCUAUCAAAAUUGUGACUUCUGGUUUUUUUUAAAAAAAAAAAGAUGAAUUAUGAGAAACAUCUUUUGAGAAACAGGACAAUUUGACAGUUAUAAUGAAAUCCUCAACUUUUCUGUUGCAUUCCAACCUUUUGAGAUGUAUCUGUACUCUGAGGAUGAGAAUCAAUGUUUGCUUCUUCUUGCAAUUUUUUUUUUUUUUUUUUACUCGCAGACAUUUUGUACAUACACCUGUAAUGAGAAGCACUGAACAUUCUGACUGCAGGUUAACAAAACUGUGUGUCUGGGAGGAACAAAACCACCUGAAACUACUUCAACACCCAGCUCAGUCGCCCGUAACACUCGGGAUAUUUUAUAUGCAGUCAUAAGCACAUUAUAUAUUUGACAUGAAGAUUUUUUUUUCUUUUUUUUUUUUCUUUUUUGCCCUCCAAAGAAGCUCUGGCUCGAUCUGUGACAUUUGGACACUGUAGAUUGUAGUGAAGAACUGAACUGUGACUGAGAUUUGACCACCAGAAACAGUGGUGGCUCCAUGCACUGUCCUGGCCCCUGUGUGUGCACUGUGUGUGUGAAUAUCUGUGUAAAUACACACAUUGUUGGCUCAUUUUAGUUUUUUUUUUUUUGUUUUUUUUUAAAUAAAUUACAGCCGUUUUUCUGGUCACUUGUUGAUUCCAGUCAUCAGGGCAGGACUCAUCCCUGUUAUUUUAAAACGAACUGAAGGAAUUUCUCGUUUUGUUCUUGAUCGGUCGAGUCAGUUCCCCGCCUUUCUCUGGGGCUGCUGGGAAAUGAUCGGGGGAUUCUUAGGUGGGAUUACCAACGCUUUAAACAAGGGAUGUCAUGUCAGAGGAAAAAAUGUUCGCUCGGAGGAAAAACAAAAACUGUGCCAUUGACUAAACUCAGUUUCUUUACAGAUUCCAUGUCCACGAUCACAGCUACUUCACUGGGCUUUGUGUGUUUGUUUGUUUGUUUGUUUGUUUGUUUGGAGCGUCAUGCGCCACUUUUCAAGGAAGAAAAAAAAAAAGAAAUGGUCUUAAUUUCUCUUUCCCUGGGUCGAGGAACUGAAUUAUUGUGUGAAACUGCCCCGGCUGACACAGCGGGGCAGCAGUGUGGCUAACUGUAAUGUUGUAUUUACCCGGUGGAAGAAAAGACUGUCCAGGAACAAAUAAAAAUACAUUUUCUUUAA
This is a messenger RNA of Salarias fasciatus (jewelled blenny), 4442 nucleotides long. Its product is annotated as ethanolaminephosphotransferase 1-like. Bases 125 to 1282 code for a protein of 385 amino acids. Lineage: Eukaryota; Metazoa; Chordata; Actinopteri; Blenniiformes; Blenniidae. Gene Ontology annotation, molecular function: ethanolaminephosphotransferase activity. The record is from RefSeq and is a predicted model, not a curated record. Gene Ontology annotation, biological process: phosphatidylethanolamine biosynthetic process. Gene Ontology annotation, cellular component: Golgi apparatus; endoplasmic reticulum membrane. The transcript has 10 exons.